Salvia miltiorrhiza (redroot sage) is the source of this 833-nucleotide messenger RNA. RefSeq lists its product as uncharacterized. Bases 180 to 548 code for a protein of 122 amino acids. NCBI's taxonomy places the organism in Eukaryota, Viridiplantae, Streptophyta, Magnoliopsida, Lamiales, Lamiaceae. The transcript has 2 exons. The record is from RefSeq and is a predicted model, not a curated record.
GUGGCUGCCAACGAUAAAAAUAAGGUCAACACAAACACAGCUCUACAUAAUCCCUUCACCACUGCCCAUUACUCAUAUCGGAGAAGACGAGGGAAAAUAGCUAGGGGAUACAUAAACAAAAAUCACUGUGUGAAAUUUCGGAUCAUCUCAGCUCUCAGAGCUCGCUCGCUCGCCUAAACAUGGGAGGCUGCGCGAGCAAACCUAAGGACUUGAGCACUAGGAAGCUGCCUUCUCCCGCUGUCAGGAAGCCACACGCCCCGCCUGAGCUACCUGUUGAGUCGCCACCGGCACAAGAGAAGAAAGGUGGAAACGAGGACAAGGAAGAAGCUUCUGAGGCAGCUCCGCCCAAGGUGAAGGAGCCGGAAACUAGUGAUCAGGUGGAGGUGGUGAAGCCAACGGAAGCUGAAGUUGAGGCAAAGGAGGUAACACAGGUAAAGGAGGAGAAAGAAGAGGUAGAAGCACCCAAGGAGAAGGAAGAAGAAACUAUUGUGCAAGAGGAGAAGAAACAAGAGGUUGUAGUGGUACCAAAGCAGGAGGUAGCAGCAUAAUCUUGUACCUAAAGGAGGCUAAGAAACAAGCAGCUAUUAUAUCUGAUGAGGAUGAUUAGUUAACCACCAUUAUAUAUAUUCCAUAAGUUUCUAGCAAUAGAGAUGUAACCUAAUUUCACAUGUGUGAAGCGUCACGGAUUUUGUUCAACACAUUCCACUACACUUUCCUAGGAUCACAAUUCACAAGCCAUCUUCAAACUUUAAACAAUCAAACUCCUUUCUUUAACUUUACUUCCCCUUAUAUUUUAGUAGAAUUUAAUUAACUAUACAAAAAUUACUUGUUGU